Messenger RNA from Dentiscutata heterogama, 537 nucleotides. The record is from the annotation of a GenBank genome assembly. NCBI's taxonomy places the organism in Eukaryota, Fungi, Glomeromycota, Glomeromycetes, Diversisporales, Gigasporaceae.
AUGAGUGGCUUCGAGCGAGAAGGCAGGAAUUCAGAAAAAAAAGUUCGAUAUCUGCAAUCUGAUGCAACUCCUUUAUCUGAUGAUAAUAUACAAGAUAUCAUUAAUGCUAAAAAUUCAAUGAAACGUGCAUCAGAAGCUAUGGCAAGCAAAUACAAAAUAUCAACAAGGCGUGUAUAUCAAAUAUGGAGAGGGAAUCAUCCACUAAUAGAUUUUAGAGAAGAGGCAUUGCGAUCAGCUACAUCUGUAGCUAGCUUAAGUAAAGAUUUCAAUCAUGAUGCUAAUAAAUUCGAUUCUGUCUUCACAAUACUGGAAAACAAAAUACAUAAUACUAAAAUUACCAAAUCUACUGAUUUAGCUUCGGAAGAGAAUGUUGUUUCAGAUAGUAAGGUGAAAAGGACUGGAGGAAGAAAAUCGAAAACCAAAACUGUUUACGUUUCCGAUUCUAUUUCAUCUAUCAAAUCUUCUGAAGAUGUCUUGGAUUUGUAUAAGAGAACUAGUUCUGAAAUAGAGAAAAUUAGAGCAUCUGGUCAUGCUCUU